UUCGCGCAGAAUCGUUCUGUGCAAGCGGUGUGUUAUUACUAGAAACACUUGCUCCGUUAUUGUUGCACUGCUUAUACUUGUUUUGUCAAAACGGGCUGUUUUUUUUGUGUUUUCAGUUUCGCGGAAUUACACGAAUUGAUUCAGGAGAUUUUUUCCUUGUGCGACCCUAAUUUAAGAGGCACAUUUUUGAUUUUAUAAUAAUUGGAGAUUUCAUCGUAAACUUUUAGCAAGCCUAAUAUAUAACUGUGGUUCUAACAGAAAGUGUGAAUGAUGAAGUCAAUUUAAAAGGAAUCUAAGCAUCAAAAUGUCUGUUAUUUGUCAGAAUUUUGUACAAAAUGCUUGGAAGAAAGACCUUUGUUCAAAUUGUUUCAAGUCCGUUGGAGACCACGAAAACAGCGACAAUGGAACGCAUAAUGAAAAUCUGCAGCAGGAUGAAAGCGAGAAUCUGAAUGAAAGAUAUGUCUCUCAGUCGGCAAAUAUAUAUACAUCUCGUAAUACUACUACACCACAUACCACAUGGAAGUCACUAAUAUCUGAAAGAAACAGUAAAAAUUCUCAACCUUUUAAGCUUGAAACUGGUUUUCAAGGGCGUCUUCUGACAAUCAACAAAGCUUCGAACGGAACUGAAAAGAAAAAUACUCAUGAAUCGAAAAUAAGCAACGGGCAUGUGCCUCAUUCUGUCGAUGACUCUUCCCAAAAGCAAGUAAAUGGUCACCUAAAGAAAAUAUCAGGCUCCCAAUCUGAAAGCACAUUAAAUGUACAAAAAGGCUGCAAAUAUCAAAAUGGAAUUCAUCUGAGCAAUGGUAAUGCUGAAAGGAAUGACUAUAAAGUGAGCAAUAAAAAUGAAGAAAAAAUAGAAAUGACAGAAAAUAAAAGCAGUAAAGGCCUGGUGAGUCGAUAUACAUCGGAAAUUGAAAAUGCGAGUAAAGAAAAUAUUUCAAAUCAGAAACAAACUCAGUCUAAAUUUACGAAAAGUAAAAGCGAAGAUGUACCUCAGGAGUUUAACCACUCUUUGCAUAGUAUACUGAAAAAAAGUAUUUCUUCGCCGGAUGAUAGCAGUGUCCAAAGCCGUCGCAGCAGCAAUGUGGGCUUUAAUGAAGAACCACUGGUGAUAGGUUAUGGAGGUAGAGAUUUUAGCCCAGAAGAAUUAGAAUGGGAAAUGGCUUCCUCAGAUGGAGAAACCGAAAAUGCAUUAGAUAGUUUGGAUGAAACGGAAGAUGACCGCGCCUUUUCGAAAAUGACCCAAAAAAAUACAGAAUUCAAUUCUGAUAACGCCAACCUUCUGCAAAAAGAAAAUCCCUGUAUUGAUAAAAGUAGUAAAGAAGUGAAACGGACUGAAAAAAUCUCCAACAAAUCAAUAACCAAAAAAUUAAACUGCAGUAGCAAAAUAAGUGAUGACUCCACGACUAAUAAAUCAAAUGGUCAAACUACAUCUAAAUCCUAUAAAGAACAGGAAUGUAAAACUACGAGUCACGAAAUGCCGAGUACUAAAGUCCUCAUAAAUGAAGAACCAUUAAGUUCCUCGUUUAAUAAGAUUGAAAUUUGCCUUAAGAAAAAUGAAGAAAACAUCGAUGAAAACAAAAAGAAAAACUAUACCAAUGAGGCAGAGAGCUCUGUGGAAAAUAACAGUAAUCAUUUCACGGACGAAACAAACGUAAAUGCGGAAGCAAGCAAUCGAAACAUUGAACAUAUCUCAAUAAAAGACAAAAAUGGUUCAAUAAAAGUCGCAAUAAAGAGCGAUAAAACGAACCAUGCGGCACGUUCGCAAGAGGUUACAGUCGUUGGAGUUGGAGAGGCUACGAUCUCCGAAGAUGUCAAAAAUAGCACGGAGUUUAUAAAUGGAGCACUACCACCUUCUCGCGUUGUUAGUACUCCAAACAUCGAAGAGCGUGGUGAAACCAAGCAGCCGGACGAUCCGGUAAUGUUUUCUGAUGGCGGGGAAAGUGCCUGGCAGCAAGAAAAUAAAAGAAGAAAUGCAGAGUGGGAAGGUAAUGAAUCGGCAAUGCAAAUAUUGCAAGCAAUCAAUACCUCAUUAACAAAUCGCCAUAAAAUGAGAGAAAGUGAAUCAGAUUCUGAAAUUUCAACCUCACUAGACGGGAAAACACAGAAUGAAUCAUCAGAAAAUCCUGAUACGAAUCACGAAGCGCCAGUAAAUAUCGAUGCAGUGAAAAAUGUAAUCAGUACGACAGAAAUCAUUUCUGCUGAAACAGAUAGUUUAACUGAAGAACCUGAAAGCAUUACAGUGAAUGUUGAACCUCGAACUUCCUUUCUGCAUGGUAUUGUUUCAAAUGAUAAUGCUUCCAAACCAAGUGCAAUUUAUGGACCCGCUUCAGAUUUAUUUGUGUCUAGAAGUAAUUCAUCAUCUUCAUCAUCCUCAGACGAGCUGAGUAAAAGCGAAUCAUCUCGUUCGAUAAAUACUAUUGUAAACAAUGAUGACAACUCGGAGCAAUGCAAACAAAAUCAAAUUUUGGAAGAAAAGCAGAAUGAAAAGCUUGAAACUAAAAUUGAAAAAACAUCUAAAACGGAAAAAGGUAUCAAAUCUUUCGUAGUGAAUAAAAUGAAACCUAAAAUACCCGCAAAACCUUCUAAACAACGCCCUUGUUCUCAAACUUAUGCUGUGACUAAUUCACAAGAAAAUAUUGCAACACACGACACACAAGCUUUUGUAAAAAGUAGUCCUCAAAGUGUUGAAUACUUUUCAUCUACGAGUUUUUCUACACUUCCAGAUGAUUCUUCGAGAUCAAUAAUUUUAGUAGAUCACUAUGCGGAAAGUAACAUAUAUAAUGAAGUGAACAAUAAAGAAUCAAAAGUUCAAGAUGGUGAAUACAGUGGAAAGUCUAGCCCUGGGCGAGAAUCUAAAUUGGCAGCAUUGGCUAUGGAACUUGAACAGGUUCGGCAUACCAACGGUAAAAGACAAGCCCCUGCACCACCUAAAAUUCCUGAUCCCCCAUUAGAAGAUCCACCAAGCUGUACAGGAAGAACAUCUCCAACUUCCUCGGAUAUUCCACACAGUUUUUCGACUUUCAGAGGAGAAACUGCUGCAUUUUCUUCAGCAUCAUCUACUACUUCAACAUCAUCUCAAGAUACUGAGACUGGAUAUGCAUCAUGGAAUUUACAUGGUGACAGUGAUGGCCAAUCUAAAUAUUCGAAGUCAAAAGGUUCUUUCCUUCUCACACAAUAUUCGAAAUGCAAAAUGAUCGCUAUGGGUUAUGCUGAAGAUGGUGUCAGAGCAAGAAAAAAAUUUUCUCUGAAAAAACUGCUCAAAAAGGGAAAAGAUUCUGAAUCUAAAGGGACUUUCGAUCCUACUGGCAAAGCAUGGAAGUACAAUGAUCAUUUCGAAAGACCACGAGCCAAAUUGGAGAUAAUCCAUCCGAUGGACCUAGAGAAUAAAUCUGUAACAGUAAAUCCAGGAUUUGAUUCUACGAAUACAAGUUCCGUGUCAUCUUUUACAGCAAGUGCCGAUGACUUGUCUCUAAGAAAUAGCGUAUCCAGUGAUUAUGGAAGUUACUAUUCUGAUACUAUGUCCCCAGCACAAGAUUUGAAACCGGAGGCCAAUUAUGAAUAUAUCCAGCCACAGAUACAACCAACAGAAGAUUCGGAGGGAUCAGAAGGUAUGAAAGCACCUAGCAGUACAACUUCUCCAACACCUUCUCGCUCUUCACUGGCAUCGCAAGCUAGCACUCUUACUUCUGGAAGCUCAAAGAAUGGUGCAGUGCCACCUCAUAGGCCACCAAAACCUCCACCUCCGCCUAGAGCACAUUCCCUUCUGCCCGGCAAUAAAACUCUCAGAAAUCCUGAUGGAACGUUCAAGUUCCCAGUCUCAACCGAAGAAAGCAUAAAUACAGAUAACGCUGUUACUUUGCCAUCGAAACCACAAGCGCCAAAGAGGCAAUGUAAAUCUGCACUUCUGAGAUCUGAUUAUGCCAAUUAUGAUGAGGGCAGAAAUGUGUCCAGUUUGUCUGAUAGCGUCACAAAAUCAGAAGAUGAUGCUUCAUCAAAAACAGAAACAAAUAACAAUGAAGAAGCAAAUAUGUAUGAAGCAAUAUCUAAUAGUCAAGAAACUUACUCAGAAAACCAUUAUCAAGAUAUUAUAGUCAUAACAGAAGUAAAUAUAAAAUCAGCAACUGGAGAUGACAUUUCAAGUUCUUCUUUACAGAUGUCUGUGGAUAAUGCCAGAGUAUCAGAUUUGUCACUCACUGUUGUGGAAGAAGUCUCUGCUAAUCAAAAAGUGGAUACACCAAAUUUGGAACAUGAUGGGCAGUUAACAGAGUCACAGACUAAAACCUCUGUUUCAAGUCAAGAAGAUGAGUCAGUCAAAGUAUCUAAACCCCUGCUUUCUCGAAAUAAACACUCCCCACUUACCAAAGCUCCUGCACGACCGCCACCCAUUUACACAAAACCUCAAUCUUGUGGCAUUGCAAGAAACAACACUCCAUGGAAAACACUGGAAGAUAGUUACUUGGCUGUAACAGCAUUCAAUCGAGAGCUCAUAGUCAAAUUAGUGAAUCAGGCUUUGAAAAGAAGAAAACAUAUGUCAGCCGAGCUACCAAAGUCGAAAUUUCAAUGGGCUGAUUUUGAAAUUGAUACAAGUGAGCCAUCUUCCAUUUUUGCUUUUGGUGAGAAAAUUGCAUAUCAUGCAACUAUGCCUAAAUAUCCUGAAUGCAGUGUAACAUUAGUGAUUACUGUACAACAGCAACAGAAUAGAUUAAAUGAAAUCUAUGAAUCAAAAUAUCCAGUGUUCGGUCAAUUUACAGAUUACAUACCUAGUGAAUUAUUAGAUGGCUCUACUGAUAUUGAAUUGGAAUCUAUGCCUGCCACUGUUUUGGUCUUGGAUCGAUCAAACAUUUCAACAAUUGAAAGCUUCACAGAGAGUUUACCCAAUCCUCUAACAGAAGAAAAUGAAAAGGAGUUAUGUUUCAUAAUAUUACAAUUGAUACAAUUCCUAAAAUCUUUACAAGCUCAAGGUAUUGAAUCAAUGGAUUCUAGUUUUCAAAAUCUAAUUCUGUCAAAAACCAAACAGGACAAGUUCAAUACAUUGGUAUUCAUAUCUGAUAACUGCUAUGAUGAAAAUGACUAUGCAUCUGAUUCUUGUAAAAUAUCACUGUGCCAGUAUGCUUUAAUGUUAAUAUUUCAGAUGCUGUCAAUUCAAACAAGUGAAGAUUUUGCAUCUUCAUCAGCAACAAAAUUCUCAUCAAGCAUGGCUAAAAAAGUUUUCGAAACUGCAAUUUCACUUUUAGUAGAGGAAAAAGCUGUUUCACUUUCACAAACAAAAACUUUAUUUGAAUGCUUUUUGUGGGAUGCUACAAAAGUUCUUGAAGCAUUUUCUAAUUCAGAUGAUACUGAUAACAUAUUACAUAGAUGGCUGGAUAUUGAAAGAGCAAAUUUCAUCAAAAAUCUAAUUGAUGAAAAAGCAUGUGAUAUUAAUAUACAGAGUGAAUACUUCUCCCAGUUUUUAAUAAGGACAAGUGUACGAAAUAUUAAAGAUGCAAUUUCAUAUUUAUAAGAUUUGUCAUAAUUUUAAUGCUUUAAAAAAUCGAACAUUUUAGCUAAAAAUUAACAAUUAAAAUAAUUUUAAUACAUACAAGAUAAGAACAUUUUGCAUUUGGUGGAAAUAAGUUACCUUGUCAUUGUCUUUUGUAAAUAGUUUACUGUAAUUUAAGCAAUAACACGAAAUUCUGUGUAGAAUUAGAUAAGAGUUCCUCUUGCCUAGAACUUCAGAUUUUAGCAAAUUAACCCACAGAACUUUUAUUUAAAACUAUUUUUAUUAACAGAUUUACAAAUUACUUAUGAGUAUUUUUUAAUUAAAAUGCUCUUUCAGAUUGCACAUAAAAAUUACAACUGAGCACAAAUUAGUUUUGAAAAUCAUAUGCAUAAUGUGCACAGAAAUAUUCCUUCACAACAUGAAAUAUUUUGUAUACUUGUUAAAUUUAAUUGUAAAUCUAUGUAGAUGUAUUCUGAUUUUUGAAAUUAAUUUUUUUAAUUAUGAAAUUACCAGAAUUUUUCCUUGUGAAAACAGAUGUUUUUAGAUAUGAAAAUUCUGUGAAUUCAUAUUUUGUAUAUAAGAAUGGUGUGAGCUUGUAUAUAAACUGUCUUGAAAUGGCAAAUUUUUAAAAUAUUUUUUUAGUUAAUAAAAUUUUUUGCAAUUGUUU
Stegodyphus dumicola is the source of this 6149-nucleotide messenger RNA. RefSeq lists its product as uncharacterized. The record is from RefSeq and is a predicted model, not a curated record. Lineage: Eukaryota; Metazoa; Arthropoda; Arachnida; Araneae; Eresidae.